AUGUAAGAAAUAAUAAUAAUAGGAAUAGGACAAUGUGGAAUAAAUGUAGGAGUGGAAUUCAUAAAAUAAUUAAAUUAUGAUCAUUGUUUAAAUAAUGUCUAAGAAAUAAUUAAUUAAGAUAGAUAUAAGUAAAAAAUUAAUGUUUUUUAUAAUGAAAAUUCUCGAUAGCAAUAUAUACCUAGAUGUCUAUUUUUAGAUUUAGAACCAAGUAAUAUAAUUUAAUAUGAUUAGGUUCGAUUGAUAGAUUACAUUUAUAGAAAGAUGUGAUUAUUGAUCCUAAUUGUUGUUUUUCAAAGAAUUGUGGAAGUAAUAAUAGUUAUGCUACAGGGUAAUAUACUGAAGGAGCUGAAUUGAUGGAUGAAUGUAAACAUAUUUUAGAUAAAUAUUUUGAAACAUCAGACAAUCUUUAAGGUAUUAUGAUGUUUUUUUCAACAGGAGGUGGAAGUGGUUCAGGAAUUGCAAGUAAUCUUAUAUAAUACUUUCGUGAAAAAGAUUUAACUAAAAUAGUUCAUUGUAAUCCUGUGUUUUCUUAAGGAAUUACACAUAGUAAUUUGGAAAUAUAUAAUACAGUAUUUGUAAUGCACUAAAUGAUUGAAACUGUAGAUAUUGUAACAGUCUAUGAUAAUGUUGCAUUAUACAAUAUUUGUGAAAACAAUUUCUUAACCUCAAAUCAUGAGAAUUGUAAUAAAAUUAUGGCAGAAAGUUUAAUUCAAACAACUGCUUCAUAUCGAUUUCCAGGAUUUAUAAAUGGUGGAAUGAAAAAACUUACAUUAAAUUUAAUACCAUUUCCUAGAAUACAUUUUUUAUAACCUAAAUACAUGAUUGUUAAUUAAAUUAAUUGGAGUAUGACUGACAUUCUAAAAUAAAAAUAUAAAUUAUGUUCUUUUGAAGAUAAUUUACCUACUGAAUAUCUUUCUUAUCAAAUCUAAUUGAGAGGUAAUUGUUUUGAAAUGCCUGAAUCUCAAUCAUUGUUAAUUAAAAAAGAUGAUCUCUAUUAAAUUAAUGGUCAUGAUACUCAUUAUAGAGUACAUACUAGAAUUUAACAUAGAGAUCAUGAAAACAUUAUUGGAUUUUUAGGCAAUUCUAAUGGAUUUAAAAAAUAUCUUUAGAAAUAUUAAGAAGAUUUUAUUAAACUGUUUAAAAGAAAGGCAUUUGUUUAUAUUUAUGAACUUUAAGGAAUGGAUAAAAUGGAAUUCACUGAAGCUGAAUCUGAUUUAAAUGAUUUGAUAUCUGAAUAUGGCCCUCAUUUUAAUAAUUAUUAAAUGUCAUAUGAUUAUGAUGAAGAAGAAGCAGAAUUUUGA
This is a messenger RNA of Paramecium sonneborni, 1301 nucleotides long. Lineage: Eukaryota; Ciliophora; Oligohymenophorea; Peniculida; Parameciidae. The record is from the annotation of a GenBank genome assembly.